This is a messenger RNA of Trichogramma pretiosum, 1557 nucleotides long. Its product is annotated as dual specificity protein kinase shkE-like. Lineage: Eukaryota; Metazoa; Arthropoda; Insecta; Hymenoptera; Trichogrammatidae. Gene Ontology annotation, cellular component: cytoplasm. The transcript has a single exon. The record is from RefSeq and is a predicted model, not a curated record. The coding region runs from base 1 to 1557 and encodes 518 amino acids. Gene Ontology annotation, biological process: protein phosphorylation. Gene Ontology annotation, molecular function: protein serine/threonine kinase activity; ATP binding.
AUGGAAGCCAUAAAAUCUCAGGAAACGCCAGCUCAAGAAAAAGAUCAGAAGCGUAAGAAGAUUCCAGCCAAGCCUUCACCUGUAACUUCAGCUGCACCUAUACCUGCUACGCAAUACAAAAAAAUAAAUGUGCAGUGGCAUCACAGACCAGAAAAUCAAGACAUUUUUUAUAAACAGGCAGGCCCGCCUCAAACAAUUGAAGUUGAUCCCUCUACUGUUUAUUCGGUUCAAGAUAUAAUUACUAAGUGUGUGAAGGUUUUCAAAAAUAAUUUCACCGCCCAAUAUUUUGAAAGAGGUGAGAUAAAAUUAGGGAAAAAAAACUUUGAGAUUGUUGAAAACUUUGGCACAGGUGGUUUUUGGCAGUAUUAUAAAGUAGCUCGCAAUCUGGCGCAUCGGCCACCCCCCUUGUACUUGUACACUUAUUUGGAAAAACCAGUCAACACUUCAAGUAAACCUUCUCAGAUUAUCUCAAAAGAAAACUGUUCGUGGCAAUGCAAUGAUUUGCCAAACUGCAAGUCUUUGUUUAAAACACCGCUGAAAUCAAUAGUUAAUAUUGAUGCACCUAAGAGUGGAUUGAAAAAAGAUAGUUCCUUGUUUAAAUUUCCAAGUCAACGUAAGAGGCCUCUAGAUUCAGAAAAGUUCACCGAAGAGAAUCAGAAAAAUAUGAAAAUAGAUGAAAAAAUUAAAGAAUUUAAAAUGGAAAUCAUUGUACCAAUAUCACAAGUACCAAUUGACUCUCUGAAAUUCACCGACAUCUUACUCGGGAAAGGAGCAUUUGGAGAGGUAAAAAAAGCUUUCUGGGGCAUGUCCGAAGUUACCAUAAAAACUAUCGACACUCAGCAAGUAAGGCCAAAGGAUAUCAUCAAGGAGCUGGUCAUCUUGAGACAAGUUGUGCACACAAAUAUUGUCAACUUAAUGGGUUACUCCACAGGGGACUACGAAUUCCAUAUUAUUAUGGAGUUCAUAGAUGGAUAUACCUUGAGAGACCUCAUUUUCAAGUCGACUACAAAAAGCAAGUUCCCAUUGAAUGAAAGUGAUAAAUUGCAAUUGGCUCAUCAAAUAUUUUUAGGAAUAUCAUUUCUACAUGAAUUUCCAAAUCCAGUCAUUCACAGAGACAUUAAACCUGCCAAUAUCAUGAUAACCAAGAAUAAACUAGUCAAGAUCUGUGAUUUAGGAGUUUCUUCUAUUAAAAAAAUGUGCACUCAACUGAUGACAGCAAAAGGACACAUUAACUGUGCGGGUACACCCAUGUACAUGGCACCAGAAAUAUAUUUAUAUCAUCAAGAGGCAACCACAUUCAGUGACAAAUGGUCACUGGGUUGUACCAUAGUCGAGUUGUUCAGUGAACGUCACGUAUGGCACACAAACAAUUACUCCACCUGUAAUCUUACGGAACUACUAAAAUUAAAAAAGGAACCAAACUUAUCAAGUAUUCCAGCUGUUUUGAGGGACAACAUCAAGAGUUGCUUCUCAUAUGAUCGACCAAGUGAUAGACCAACAGCUGAACAAUUUGUACGAGUUUUCAGAAACAGUAAUGUUGAAUUACAGUGUCACUAA